ACUUCCUCUAUCUCUCUCUUAAGAUUUCUCUGAUUUGAUAUAUUUUCUUGCAGAAGUCUUUUUCUUCCCCUAUUUCUUUUUUCCAGUGUAAGUUGCCAUUUUUUCCAGCAAGAAAAUGUCAGGAAAGAAAAUCGAAGUAAAUGUCCACUCUAAACUAACAGUAGUAUCAGAUACACCGGUUCAACCCGGAAAAACAUACCCAUUAUCCGUUUUAGAUCAUGCAAUGGGUAAACAUACACUCCACAUAAUUUUCUAUUACCAGUAUGAUAGAGUCGACAAGGCAGGAUCAUCAGAUUUAGGCAGACUAAGAGCAUCUUUAUCAGAUGUUCUUUCUUAUUAUCCACCGGUUACGGGUCGGUUAAUGAUAGAUGAGCAAAACGGUAAUUGGGUUGUGAAAUGCAAUGAUGCUGGUGUUAGAGUUUUGAAGGCUAAAGUUAAUUGCACCCUUGAUGAAUGGUUGAUGAAAUCUGGUGGCGAUGAAAGAGAUCUAACUGCUUGGGAAGAUAUGCCUAAUGAAGACCCACAUAUUUGGUCUCCUUUUCGUAUUCAGCUGAAUGAUUUUGAAGGAGGAGGUUUAGCCAUAGGCUUAAGUUGCCCACACAUGUAUGCAGACCCACAUUGCGCAACCAUACUUAUGAAAUCAUGGACAGAUAUCUAUCGCCGUCAAACCAUUUCUUAUUCACCAUUCUUCCACCCCCCUGGACUCCGUGGUCGAACAACCAAUCCUAACACAAACACAAAAUCUGCCACUUUUUAUGCUGCCAAGUCGAAAUAUUUUCCUAUGGAAACCUCUACAAAAAUGUCUUCAGCUACUUUCCGUUUCUCAGACUCGAUGGUCAAAAAACACCUCUUAGAUGUUCAGAAUUCAUGUCCUAAUGCAACUGCAUUUGAAUUCCUAACGGCACUUUUCUGGUCCGCUAUUCUUCAUGUGAAAUCCACACCAUGCAAGAUUACAGUUGGUGUCGAUUUUAGGAAACUCCUAGAAGCUCCACUACCAAAUGGCUUUUUUGGAAAUGCUCUUCAUUUUUCUAGUGUUGAAUGUGAUGAAGAAGAGAUUAAGAAAAGUGGGUCUGAGUACUUGACAAAGAUUGUUCAUGAACACUGUUUAAGUUCUCAUACUGAAGAAGAAUUUUGGUCUGCUAUAGACUGGUUUGAGUCGCAAAAAGAUGACGCAGGAAAAUUUAGUGCAGCAUUUAGUAUGUAUGGACCAGAAUUAACUAGUCUGAAUUUAGAGCAUAUGUUUGCCUAUGGAGCUGCUUUGGACGAUAAGAAACCAUUACAUGUAUCAUAUCACGUUGGAAAUUUAGAAAGCGAAGGAUUAAUUAUGGUGCUUCCAUCACAAGAAGAAGGUCUGGGACGGACAGUAAUGGUAACUUUACCCGAAGAUCAGAUUGCAAAUGUUUGUCAGAAUGAGGAUAUUUUACGUUUGGAGCCAAUUAUGCUUGUAAGUGGAAGACAGUUUUAACUAAUUAAGGAUUAUUGUUUCGAGGGGGAAUAAUUCUGUUUGCUGUUGUGAUUUUUGGUAUUGAAGGAUGGAUAUUGGCUGUGCGAUUAAUUAACGGUGUUGUUAUUGCUCGGAUGUCUAUUGAUUCUGAGAUGAUUAUAUGUUAUUUGCUGUAAUACUUUACACUUUUACAGAACGUAUUGUUUUUCUUUUAUGGAAAACCAAACAUCUUCUUAAAAUUUUACAUUUUCGGCUUUGA
Molecule: messenger RNA, 1703 nt
Organism: Papaver somniferum (opium poppy)
Lineage: Eukaryota; Viridiplantae; Streptophyta; Magnoliopsida; Ranunculales; Papaveraceae
Product: protein ECERIFERUM 26-like
Exons: 2
Coding region: 116-1465 (449 amino acids)
Molecular function (GO): acyltransferase activity, transferring groups other than amino-acyl groups
Source: RefSeq, a predicted model, not a curated record